Messenger RNA from Camellia sinensis, 855 nucleotides. NCBI's taxonomy places the organism in Eukaryota, Viridiplantae, Streptophyta, Magnoliopsida, Ericales, Theaceae. The record is from RefSeq and is a predicted model, not a curated record.
AUGGGUCAUUGUUCUCAAUGUACUAUACACACUAUAGAUAGAUCAUCAGGAGAUAAGAUAAAGGGAGGUUACAGGAAAAUCACCCCAUUUUUCAUACCUUACGCUAUAACAAAUAUGGGCUCAGACUUGCUUGCAAUUGAGCUUGGUUUUAUGGGACCAAAUUAUUCAAUAUCAACCGCUUGUGCUACCUCCAGUUAUUGUUUCUAUGCUGCUACCAAUCACAUUCGUGGAGGUGAAGCCGACUUAAUGAUUACUGGUGGAACUGAAGCUGCCAUUAUUCCCCUUGGCCUGGGUGGUUUUGUUUCAAGUAGAGCUUUCUCUCAGAGAAAUGAUGAUCCACAAACUGCUUCUAGGCCAUGGGAUAAAGAUCGAGAUGGCUUUGUCAUGGGUGAAGGUGCUAGUGUAUUGGUGAUGGAGAGCUUGGAACAUGCAAUGAAACGAGGCGCACCAAAUAUUGCGGAAUACUUGGGAGGUGCAGUAAAUUGUGAUGCUCAUCAUAUGACUGAUCCAAGAGCUAAUGGACUAGGUGUCUCUUCAUGCAUUGAGAGAAGCCUUGAAGACGCUGGUGUGUUACCAGAGGAGGUUAACUACGCAAAUGCACAUGCAACUUCCACUCCAGCUGGUGACGUAGCUGAGGUGAAUGCCAUAAAGAAGGUAUUCAAAAACACUACAGAGAUCAAAAUGAAUUCAACCAAGGUAAACUAUUUCUUUACCUCUCGGUCUCUCUAUCUACUGUGUAACUCAAAGUGCAAAGUGAAGUUUGAAAUGGUGGCCUAAAGAAGAAGUUUAGGAUAUCUCUGUGUUUUCUUCAGAAAAUUACACAGACACACAUAGGAACAUCUCCCUCUCCCUCUC